AAAAAUAUUAUUUUAAUGGUAAGAAAAAAGAGGUGCCGAAAUGUCAGAUGUUGUAGAGAAAACUAUUGCCGCUUUACCUAAAAUAUUUGGUGAAAACUUGUUGGGAGGAAUUGGUCAGGGUGUUCAAAGUCCAAAAUAUUUAUCAGGGCUUGGUCGGUGUUUUCAGACAUUUGUUCGUUUGUUACAUAAAUCUAAAACGAAAAAUGAAGAAGACCACUUUAUUAAGACUCAAAUCACAGAAAUCAAAGAGCAAUUUAAAUAUCCAUCAACCAGAAAGGACCAAGAGAAAGAUCUGUUAUUUAUAUGUGUGUAUUGCCAAAUGAUUGGGUAUGAUGUUAACUUUGCCAAAGUAAAGGCAUUUAAUAUGCUUGCUGGAUCUGAUGAGGCAAUGGAUUCAAAAAUAGGAUGGGUAACUGCUAAUCUGCUGCUUCCAAGAAAUGAUGACACUUCAAUACUGGCUACAUCUUCAAUGGUAAAGAAUUUAUCAAGUCCAAAUUUAUUGGAAGUGUGUAAUGUCAUGGCAACAGUGGCACAUUUUACAAUGCCACAGAUAAUAGAUUGUGUACUGCCAUAUUUACAGAAAACACAGAGUCAUCCGAGGUCUCUUGUGAGAGCUAAGGCUGUCAUGUGUAUCUAUAUGUACUACCUUCAAGUUCCAGAAUUAUUUUUGUAUGAGGAAGACAGUUUCUAUAAGAGUUUGUGUGAUCCAGAUCCUAGUGUCAUGGCUGCAGCAUGUCAUAUAUUUCAUGAGCUUGUCAAAAAAGACAGAAAAAAGUAUUUGAGCUUAGUUCCUGUUCUAGUCGACAUUCUACAGCAGAUAAUAGAAAGAAAACUGCCCUCUCCUUUUGAAUAUCACAGUAUCCCAUCACCAUGGUUACAAAUCAAGAUACUUAAAAUCCUGGCAUUAUUAGGAGCUGAUAAUCAAAGAGAAAGUGAAAUGAUUUACCCAGUACUGCAAGCAGUGUUUGAGAGAACUGGUAUUAAAGACAAAAUGUGUUUUGCAAUAUGUUAUGAGUGUAUACAGACAAGUACAUCUAUAUACCCUAACCAAGAAUUACUUCAGACAGCCACUCAGGCUGUAGGGAAUUUCCUUAGAGCAAAAGACUUAACACUAAAAUACAUUGGAAUAAAGGCUUUAACUGGUUUGGUCAGAGUCAGUCAGGAGUUUUCAUUACAAUACCAAGUGAUAGUUGUAAAACUUUUAGAUGAUACAGAUGAAACUAUCCAAAGAAAAACACUAUCCCUACUAUACAACAUGACAAACUCAGUGAAUGUACAACCAGUAUGUGAUAAACUCUUACAACACAUGGUCAACAGUAAUGAUCCAUUCCAUAAGGAAGAUUUAUUACACAAGAUCAUAGAACUUACUCAAAAAUUUUUUAAACCAGAAGUUUGGUUUGUGGAUAUUCUGUUUAAAGUUUUACAAAUCUGUCCUAGUUCCUCAUCAUCCAUGGUAAUGAAUAAAUGUAUUGCCACAUUAAGGAAAGGAAUAACAAGGAACACUGAAUUUUGUCAACAUUUAGUAAAGAAAUCUAUUGAAUGUUUAUUCAGGGAAGAUUUACUCGAAGAUAUGGUGAAACUUGCAUCCUGGAUAAUUGGACAGGAAGCGGAAUUACUUAAAAAUAUGCCAAAAGAUAAACUUAUGGCUUUGUUUACAAAGCAGUUGUCAAGACAACAUAUUACUGUCAUGACCAAAUUGUGGCUUACAAAUGCCUUGAUGAAUCUGGUUACUUCAAACGUAUUGAUGACUGAUACAAUAGCAGAACCUGUAGAACAACUAGUGAACACAAUGGAUGAUCUUAUAAUUGUAGAGAAGUUGCAAGAGUUAGUUGGAAUGAGUAAUUUGAAGCCAGAAAUAUCAAAACCAAAGAUUGAAACGAUGGACUUCACUUUGUCUUUUCUGGAUAACUAUGUGUCAAAGUCCCUAAAGAAUGGAGCCCAACCCUAUAGACCUAAAAAUAUGAGAUCUAAACAGACACAACAAGAACAAGGUGUGACAGAACUAUUUAAAGGUAUUCAGAAUCAAGGAAAAAUGGACAUUUUGAGUAGACUUGGAGAGGAUGUCGCAAGCUCUGGUGGUACAUCUCUCACUGCAAGUGAUUCAGUGUCAAAAUUACCAGCAGUGAAGAAGGUAUGGGGAAAGGAAGGAAGGAUUGUAGAUACCAAAGAGACAGAAAAAGAGGAAGAAGAUCAUAUAACAGAAGUAGAUAGAAAUAGGCAACAAAUGGUCUCUGCUUUGUUUGGUGGCAUAAUGCCAGGACAGGUUGAAACGAGAGUAGAACAAGAACCUGAUCCUUUUUUCACAGAAGAGGACAAUUUUGAUAUCAAAAGUGCACAGCCAUUAACAAAUAUGGAUAAUGGAGGAUGGAGACAACUUCACCAGUCAUCAGUUGAAAAUUCACCUAAUAAAAAUAUUUCUAGUGACAAUGUUAAACUAUUGGAUGAUUUAAGCCUCAGUAAAACUCAGUAUUCAGAAAAUUAUACUGGAGAAUCAUUUGUGGCAGUGCAGACCUAUUCUAAGCAUCACAUUGACAAUGAUUCUUUUGAUAAACAUUUAAGUGAUACAGACUUAUUACCAUCUGGAAGUGGAGGAAGUCUAUAUGAGGAUUUUAUAGACGAUGUCAAAAUCAAAGUUGAAAAGUCAAGAUACUCGGAUUCCUUACAAACUUUAUAUGAUGAUGAUAGUGUAUCAUAAUACUUGAAAUAAAAGUUGUUUUAUUUAUUAAAAAAAU
This is a messenger RNA of Mytilus trossulus (common blue mussel), 2732 nucleotides long. Its product is annotated as AP-4 complex subunit epsilon-1-like. Gene Ontology annotation, cellular component: membrane coat; AP-4 adaptor complex. Gene Ontology annotation, molecular function: cargo adaptor activity. Gene Ontology annotation, biological process: intracellular protein transport; vesicle-mediated transport. The record is from RefSeq and is a predicted model, not a curated record. The transcript has 19 exons. Bases 41 to 2695 code for a protein of 884 amino acids. Lineage: Eukaryota; Metazoa; Mollusca; Bivalvia; Mytilida; Mytilidae.